AUGAGCUUCGUGAGAGCGUUUUCGUUCCUCACGGUUGUGAGCCUGUGUACUUACACUCUCCUCUCUUUGGCCACGUCAGAUCCCCCCACAUCGCCGCUACGUAACGGCACCCACCACGAGAUUCCUUCCUUCGGACUGGGGACUUGGUUGGCGGAGAAGGGACAGGUGGCUCACGCGGUGGAAUAUGCGCUGAAGGGUGGUUAUCGCCACAUUGACGCCGCUGCUGCCUACCACAAUGAGGAGGAAGUCGGCGCGGGCAUCAGAGCCUCAGGUGUUUCGCGGGACAAGAUCUGGGUGACCAGCAAACUAUGGAACACAGAUCAUCGCCCGGAGCUAGUGCGCAAGGCUAUCGAGAAGUCUAUCGCCGAACUUGGUAUUGAGUACCUUGACCUCUAUCUCAUCCACUGGCCUGUUGCUUUCGUCCACGGCUCAGAGAACAAGGAGCUAGACAACGACACCUCAAUCGUCGAUACCUGGAAGGCCAUGGAAGAGCUCGUGCAAGCCAACUUGACGCGCAACAUUGGCAUCUCCAACUUCGCCCCCAAGGACAUCCAGAAAAUCCUCAAGAUCGCCACCGUCCGCCCGUACGCGCACGAGUUUGAAACACACCCCUACCUGCAACAACAGUCCUUUGUCGACUUCCACGCGGAGGAGAACAUCAAGGUCAUCGCCUACUCGCCCCUCGCCAACACAAACCCCACAUACAACCCCGACAUCCCCAGCAUUCUGCACGACGCCUUCUGGACCAAGCUCGCCGAGAGCAAGAACGCCACCGUUGCACAGACGGUGCUCGCCUGGGGACAGCAGCGGGACACGGUUGUGAUUCCCAAGAGUACUCACGACAAGUACAUUGACGAGAACUAUGGUUCGCAGAAGAUUGAGUUCACUGAAGAUGAGCUCGCCGACGUUGCGGCUCAGGAUAAAAAGUAUCGAUUUCUCAACCCUGGGAAGGGCUGGGGAGUUGACCUUUUUGAGGGUCUUGAUGGAGUUCCUAAGAAGGAAAGUGAGGAGGAUGAUCGGAACACAGAUUUAUAA
Molecule: messenger RNA, 1035 nt
Organism: Fusarium sp. VM40
Lineage: Eukaryota; Fungi; Ascomycota; Sordariomycetes; Hypocreales; Nectriaceae
Source: the annotation of a GenBank genome assembly